Messenger RNA from Penicillium subrubescens, 1044 nucleotides. RefSeq lists its product as uncharacterized. The record is from RefSeq and is a predicted model, not a curated record. The coding region runs from base 100 to 936 and encodes 278 amino acids. NCBI's taxonomy places the organism in Eukaryota, Fungi, Ascomycota, Eurotiomycetes, Eurotiales, Aspergillaceae. The transcript has 4 exons.
UCUUUUGUUCGAUAACAUAAAUAUCAGAGGGCCCAGGACCAAUAUUCCACAACAAUCCUCCUGCAAGUCAUUGCUCCUUUUUUCGAUCACACGUUCACCAUGCAUCCUGAUUCCCAGCUGGAGACUGCCAUUCAAAAUGGCUUUGACCCAAAGAGCCUCUACGCCGCGGAGCUGACGCAGGUCAAUGAACCCGCGCGAACAAUUCUUGAAAUCUAUAGCAAAAUCCCAGCUGCUCAGAUUUUGCAACAUGUAAAGGACCUGAGAGAUCGCGCGUUCGCAGUAUUCCCUUACGCUUGUAUUGGACAGGCCUCGUUUCUUGAGCUGAGCAUCGCGUCGUCACCAUGCUACCCUGAGAUGCUUGAGCGGGUGAAGAAUGGCGAUAAACUUCUUGACUUGGGAUGUGCUUUUGGACAGGAGUUACGCCAGCUGAUCUACGAUGGUGCCCCUUCUGAGAACCUCUACGGCUCGGACCUGCGUGCCGAAUUUCUCGAUCUUGGCUAUGACCUAUUCCUCGAUCGCGCGAUCAGCAAAUCUCACUUUAUCAGCGCCGAUGUCCUCGACGAUAAUUCGGAACUUGUCAAGCAGCUGAAGGGUCAGCUUGGCAUUGUUUACAUCUCUCUGUUCCUUCACGUUUUUGAUUUCGAUCAGCAAGUGACAGUGGCAAAGCGAGUUCUAGAUCUCAUGGUCGCACAACCUGGGUCUAUGGUCGUCUGCCGAGUAGUCAUGUGCAGAAAUCAAGAGACAUUGAAUGCUACUACCGCCCGCCUACCCUACUAUUACCACGACCUGGCUAGUUGGGGAAGACUUUGGGAGAGAGUGCAGAAAGAAACAGGCAUCAAGUUGAACGUGGAAAGUUGGGAACAAGAGGACGCACUGGCCAAAAAGCAUCCUCUGCCAGGCAUUUACGUCCUUGGAUCAUCUAUUCGCCUGGAGUAAAAGCUAGGUGUGGCCUUUGGUUUUUUGGGAGCAGAUUGUCAAGCUGCCCACUGAUAGUGAGUCAAUCUCGUGGCCAUGCCAUAUUUCUAAAAUAGCACUCGAAUCAAG